AUACCAUCAGCACAGACGUCCUCUGUGACCAUGUGUGUGCAGAGGGUCGUGCUGCUCUGCUUUGUCCUCACGAUGUCUGACGGAGGAUCAGCAGGAACUCAACUUCUGUCUGUGGACUUUGAGAUCUUCGGUCACGUUCAGGGAGUCUGUUUCAGGAUGUACACGCAGAAACAGGGUCUGCAGCUCGGGCUGGUGGGCUGGGUGAAGAACACCUACAGUGGGACGGUGGUGGGACAGCUGCAGGGUCCUGCUCCCCUGGUGGAGGACAUGAAGCUGUGGUUGAGUAGAGAAGGAAGUCCGAGCAGCCGGAUCAGCAGAGCCUCCUUCUCCAAUCAGAGAAGCAUCGACCGGCUGGAGCUGUGCGGCUUCACAACCCGCUUCUGAACAACAAACCAAACGCACCCUGAGGAGCUUCUCAGUGUGUUCAGAUCAAUAACUCUAUUAAUAUUGAAAUGAAUUAUUAAACAUCUUGUGAUGUACUGACUGCUUCCACUGGAACUAAACAUUAAAGUCAAUCAGUUACCGUGUGUCUUUAUAUGUCACUGUGAGGGAAACAAACGCACCCCAGCAGCGAUGUUGUCCUUAAAUAACAGCCUGUCAUGUGACCUGAUUACCUGUCAGCUGAUCCAAUUAAAUCACAGCCAG
Cottoperca gobio is the source of this 645-nucleotide messenger RNA. RefSeq names its product acylphosphatase 2, muscle type (gene acyp2). NCBI's taxonomy places the organism in Eukaryota, Metazoa, Chordata, Actinopteri, Perciformes, Bovichtidae. Bases 31 to 384 code for a protein of 117 amino acids. The transcript is spliced from 4 exons. Gene Ontology annotation, molecular function: acylphosphatase activity. The record is from RefSeq and is a predicted model, not a curated record.